This is a messenger RNA of Meloidogyne enterolobii, 1864 nucleotides long. Lineage: Eukaryota; Metazoa; Nematoda; Chromadorea; Rhabditida; Meloidogynidae. The record is from the annotation of a GenBank genome assembly.
UUUUUUGAGUUAUGAGACAUUGACGAAGUUGUUUUUGAGGGUUUGUGGCUUAUAAUGAACGUUUUUGUGCCUUUAAGUAUUCUAUAAGAACGGUAGUUUAACUUCGUGAUAAUUGUCUCCAUGGUUAGUCGGUUGGGCUUAGGUUUUAACACUGUCUAUCAACCAGAGGUUGAUGGUUCGAUAUCUGUCGUUGGUAAUAGGUUAUUUUUCUCUUUUUAUGAUGAAGUUGACUUCGCUGGGAUAUCUUUUUUCCUUUUUUUCUACAAUUAAUUCAUAUUCCUUUUUAAGAAAAUCCCGCGAUCGAGAAGACAUUCGAGAACAAAAAACAGCAGUAGAUGAAGUAGGAAUUGCUGGAAUUUACAAACCUAGAACUCAAGAAACUCGCAAUACUUUUGAAGUUUUUCUGUCAUUAAUUCAAGAAAUCAUCGGUGAUCAACCACGAGAAAUAUUGCAUGGAGCUUCACACGAAAUUCUUUUAAUAUUAAAAUCUGAUUCAAUCCGGGAAAAAGAAAAGAAAAAGGAAGCAGAAGAUUUAUUUUCAACAAAAUUGACAGAAGAACGUUUUGCUUUAUUAACUAAUUUGGCUAAAAAGAUUACUGAUUUUAAUCCUGAUGAUGAAGAUGAAAAGAGGGAUAUUAUGGAUGAUAUUGACGAAACAGCAGGUGUUCCAGUACAUUUUGAUUCAGAUGAAGAAGAUGAUCGAAUGGUAACAGAACUAAAAGAAGAUAAAAGUGAGGAUGAAGAUGUUGGUGUUGAAGCUAUUUAUGAAGGAACAUUACGUACUGCUGAGGGUUCUGGUGGUGGUAAAGCUAAUGGAAUUGGAGAGAAGAAACAAUUAAAUCCGCGAGAUAUAGAUGCUCAUUGGGUUAAACGUUAUUUAUCAAAACAUUUUGAUCCUAAUGAAAGUCAACAAAAAACACAAGAAGUUUUGAAUAUUUUAAAGAAUUCCGUUGAUGACCGUGCAUGUGAAAAUUCUUUGGUUUUAUUACUUGGCUUUACCCAUUUUGAUUUUAUUAAACAACUUUGUCAAAAUCGUCAUAUGAUUUAUUAUUGUACAAGAUUAAAGCAAACACAAGGAGAGGAAAGAGAAGCUAUAGAAAAUGAAAUGGCUAGUAAACCUGAACUGAAAAAUAUUUUGGAUGAGUUGAUAGAAGUUAGAGAAGAUGAUAUUGUUGCGACUGAACGUGGCAAAAGAGAUAAAGCAGCCCAACAACGCCGUAUGAAUGAAGCAGCACAAGAAGCAGUCGCAGCAGCAAGUUGGACACAACAAAGAAAAGUUUAUGAUUUGGAAGAUAUGGCAUUUGCACAAGGAUCACAUACUAUGAGUAACAAAAAAUGUGUUUUGCCAGAUGGAUCACAAAGAACACAAAAGAAGAGUUAUGAAAGUAUUUAUGUUCCUCCAUUGAAGCCUAAACCUUUUGGAGAAAAUGAGAAAUUAAUGGACGUUGAAGAUUUACCAAAAUGGGCACGUCCAGCAUUUAAAGGAUAUCGAACAUUAAAUAGAAUUCAAUCAGCAAUAUACAAAAAAGGUUUACAUACAGACAACAAUUUGUUAGUUUGUGCCCCAACUGGCGCUGGAAAAACAAAUGUUGCUUUACUUUGUAUUUUACGUGAAAUGUCAAAACAUAUGAAUGAAGAUACAACAAUUAGAAAAGAUGAAUUUAAAUGUAUUUAUGUUGCCCCAAUGAGGUCGUUAGUACAAGAAAUGGUUGGAAGUUUUAAACAAAGAUUGGAAGAAGCUUAUGGAAUUACUGUUGGUGAAAUGACUGGGGAUGUUCAAAUGAGUAAAGAACAAUUUAUGUUAACUCAAUUAAUUGUUUGUACUCCAGAAAAAUAUGAUAUUAUAACACGAAAAGGUUUGUGA